AUGAAUGAUCAUUAUUCAAGCAGUAACGACAACGCUUCUUCCGAUCGACAGUCGUCAAGAAUGCCACCGACGUCGAAGCGUCGGAUCCACCUAGUGCGAGAUUUCCCAUGUCAUAUCCUACGUCACAAGAGCGCGGGGGCCAGGCUGGUCUGCUCACACACCUUCAAGUCGGUGGAACACGCAACGCAGCCUCUCGUCCAGCUGUUCUUUCAGCCGACAUCAAUUACAUCAAGGUCACCUGGACCACCGGGAUCGUGCCAACACAACCAAGCUUCCGUCCUCCGCGUGGCUCCAGACCUGAUUUCACGCUGCCUUUGUUCCCUUCCUUGGCAGCCACUGAGAUCGAAAUAUGCCAUCGCUGACUGCGUGCGAGUCAGCAGCCAAGCCAACGUAUUGAAGGAUGCCGCGUACAGCAGAUAUGAAAUCGACAUGACGAGGUCUCAGGCGUAG
This is a messenger RNA of Pseudozyma hubeiensis SY62, 450 nucleotides long. RefSeq lists its product as hypothetical. The transcript has a single exon. Bases 1 to 450 code for a protein of 149 amino acids. The record is from RefSeq and is a predicted model, not a curated record. Lineage: Eukaryota; Fungi; Basidiomycota; Ustilaginomycetes; Ustilaginales; Ustilaginaceae.